Molecule: messenger RNA, 948 nt
Organism: Metarhizium acridum CQMa 102
Lineage: Eukaryota; Fungi; Ascomycota; Sordariomycetes; Hypocreales; Clavicipitaceae
Source: RefSeq, a predicted model, not a curated record
AUGCCAGGCUUUGCCUCCAUCCUCAAUACAGGACCAAAUGUCCCCAAUGAAGUGGCCAUCCAGGUCUACUUCACGACCGGUUUUGACACCGUUGGUAUGGCGUUAUAUGACAAGACGACUGAUAGUAACAACUCAGAAAUCGUCCAAUCGAGCGAGGCCGAUCCAACGGGUAAUCUCAUCUUUAGCUCUCAACUUGCCAGCACCAUGUUGAUGUCUUUCAACGCCGUGUUUGGCUUUACGAAGCAGCUGGACCCCAAGUCUCCCAAAAUUGAUGUGUCCAUCGUCUGCCCCGUCUACCAGACCGUGGCAGCCACCGAAGGCACCAACACGACCAUUGCGAGCUGUUCUUCCCCAGAAAACACCUGGGUCUACUAUUUGAGAUUGUUUCUUCUUAGUGGAGCGGACCAAGACUCCCUCAGAAUUAUUCAAUCACAAGUCGGAAAGGAAAUCACAAGUAUCACAUUGGAAGCGAAUGAUGUGCGAGUGGGAAGCUCUCUGGCCGCCUACUUCGAUGUCGAGGAGCAUGUCCCAUUCGUCAUCUACCAGCACGAGGUUGACGGAAACGACGACGUCAGGCAGUUGUACGAGUACAGCAUGGGCAGCCAAUCUUGUAAGGAACCAAAGCCUCGCCCUCGCGUCAAAAACUUCUGCUUGCGGCUAACACACUCGCUAGCUAUCAGGAUCCAAAACACGGACGACGCUGCGAAACUGACGAGCGUUGCGGCGGUCCAUUUCCAUCGGAUGACAUAUCUGUACUACAUGGCCAACGACAACGAACUCAGAGUCAUCACCAAGGUAAAGGGCAAAUGGGGCACUUCUUCCGCUGUGAGUGGCGCCAACAUGGUCAACGACUCGAGCCAGAUCACUGCCGUCUCUUCUGGUGAGGCCAACCAUGUAUUUUACACAGAUAAAAGUGGUUCACCCGUCCACCUCAUGUUGCCUUAUUAG